Molecule: messenger RNA, 1518 nt
Organism: Rhododendron vialii
Lineage: Eukaryota; Viridiplantae; Streptophyta; Magnoliopsida; Ericales; Ericaceae
Product: glutathione S-transferase T3-like
Exons: 3
Coding region: 358-888 (176 amino acids)
Source: RefSeq, a predicted model, not a curated record
UUUUUUUUCGUUUUGUUCCCUUUUGAUCCUAACUUUAUUCAAUCAUGUGACAUUUACAGGCGGGAAUCGCAACCAUUAUCAAAUCAUAAGGAAAUAUCUCAGUGCUAGCUUUCCUAGGGAUGGAUGCGAGACCAGAUACAUAUUUCACAAAUCUCUUACAAGAUGGUGUGAUCCUUGAAGAUCAUUCUGAGAGGGAGCCUCAAGAUGAAUUUGGAUUUACUUAUGCAAAUCCACAUGCUCAAGUGUUUACCCAAGCAUCUCAAACCCCACCUCAAAAGGGAUCCACUCCUAAGAGAGCUCAACGUGGUGGCAAGUUCACCAUUGAAGAAGACAAAUUGCUUGUAUCGGCAUAUUUGAAUGCAUGUUAGCUUGGAUGCCGUGCAAGGGAAUGGCCAGAAACUGAAAACAUACUGGAGAAGAGCGUGGGAUUACUUUCAUGAGCACAUGCCAUUGGCUCAGCGUAAUGAGAAUUCUCUGAUGAAUAGGUGGUCGACCAUUCAACUUUCAGUUAACAAGUUCUGUGGAUGCUUUGCUGGAAUUGAAGCAAAGCAUCAAAGUGGUAUGAAUGAGGAAGACAAUGUCACUGAAGCAAACAAAUCGUACAAGGAACUCCAUGGAAGCUCAUUUCAAUUUGAGCACUGUUGGAAUAUUUUGAAGUACCAACCAAAGUGGCAUGUCGAUGUUGAGAAGAAAAAAACAAAGAAGAACAAAACUUGGACAAUACCUUCUUCUUCUACUCCCGAGUUGGUAGAUCUUGGAGAAUGUGAUGCCACCUUUGUGGACUUGGAGAGACCUAUAGGUACCAAAGCUGAGAAGAAAAAACGAAAGUUAGCUGAAAUUCCUAGUUCUCCUCUUGUAGGAAUACUAACUGACAUAAAGGAAGAAUAAAAGAAAACGAGCGACAAGAAAAUGGACAUCAUCCAACAACUACAUGUUGAAGAGCAAGAGAGACACCAACUUGAUAAAGAGAGACUGCGUGAGGAGCAAGAGAGAAAUGCUAUUAAGAAAGAAAAGCUACGUAUGAAACAGUUCAAAAAAGAGGACAGGAUAAUGCUACUGGAUACAAGUGUCUUGCCUCAUGUGCAACAAGAGUACUAUCAAAGUCGGCAAAUGGAAAUCCUUCAAGAGCGCGAAAAAAGGUUUAAAAGGGUUGGUAGUUGAAAUUUUGUGGGAAAUCUAGACAUUUUGGAGGAUUCAAGUAGUAUUGGUAGUUGAACUUUUGUGGGACAUCUAGACGUUUUGGAGGGUCGAAGUAGUUUGGACAUCUAGACGUUUUGGAGGGUUGAACUUUUGUGGACAUGUAGUCUUUUUUGGAUAUCUAUUGCCAAAAAAAAUUCACAUGCUAUUGUACCAAGAACUGAGGAUUGGGUGUAUUUUGGUAAAUAUUAGUUUGUGCUACUGUCCGGUACUGACCGGUAUACCUAGAAUCUUCCAUUGCCUAUGUUUUCUUGGCAUGUUAUUAAAUUAGCAUCAUUAUUAGAUUUCGACCCUCGUGCUGGAAUCUUUUGGAAGUCUGAA